AUACCGCGCGCCGCGAUUGCAGUUUAACAGCUCGUCUCGCCCGCGAACUUCCUUCACUCUUCUUUAGAUUAUAGUGUUAUGAAUACGAAUAGUGACAGUGGACUUACCCUAAAAAUCUGACCUCAGCGACAUUUGUGGAAUAGUGCAGUGCGAAUUUUGCCCGCUGGACUUAUACCUGCAUCAAAAUAUCGCUAAUCUGUCAUAAGCAUCGAUAAAGUUAAACUCAAGUGGACUGGAAGUACCUGAUGACGAAAAUACAAAGACCACAAGGUCUUAGAGAAUUCUUUGGAUUCCAAAAGAAAAUUGAAACUGCAUAGGAAGCUUGAAGACCUAAAUUGAAAGCACUGAUUACAAAAUUCUAAUCGUAUAAGAAGGAAUUAUUGAUAUCACAGCAGAUAUCGUUUUGUAGAUAGGAGAGAAGAUACAUAUCUGUUCUUUCCAAGCAUAUUUGGAAAGAGUCUUGCUGUUUUGCUGCUUUAACUUUGCACGGCCAAAGAUGUUGAAAGGAUGGAAGUUGGCGUUGUCAAAACUAUUCUUCAUCCCCCAACGGUACAUCCUUGGCAUCAUGGGGUUCCUCGCCGUAGUAAAUGCUUACACGAUGAGGGUGUCUCUGUCAAUAGCAAUAACAGAGAUGGUGGCACCAUCAAACAGUUCCUAUAUUGACGAUCCCGAUGCUUGCAUGGUGAACGAUACGCGCUCAAAAGCUUCAGUAACGAAUAGAGAUAUCCUCUAUGAUUGGGACGAAAAAACGCAAGGGCUAAUCUUAAGCUCGUUCUACUGGGGCUACGUAAUCAGCCACCUUCCAGGAGGAAUACUUUCGGAGAAGUUUGGCGGUAAAUAUUCCUUAGGAUUGGGGAUACUUUCUACAGCCAUUUUCACCCUUAUCACGCCUUGGGUCAUCUACGCUACUGACGGCAAUUGGAAAGCUUUGGUACUUCUGAGAGUGAUAGAAGGACUUGGAGAGGGUACAACAUAUCCUGCUCUAACUGCUCUGCUAGCAAAAUGGGUACCUCUUGGUGAAAGAGCGAAAAUUGGAACUUUAAUUCCAAAUUUUCCAGGAAGGCAUUUUUAUCAAAAAUGCGGCGUAUAG
Acanthoscelides obtectus is the source of this 1090-nucleotide messenger RNA. NCBI's taxonomy places the organism in Eukaryota, Metazoa, Arthropoda, Insecta, Coleoptera, Chrysomelidae. The record is from the annotation of a GenBank genome assembly.